Molecule: messenger RNA, 831 nt
Organism: Guillardia theta CCMP2712
Lineage: Eukaryota; Cryptophyceae; Pyrenomonadales; Geminigeraceae
Exons: 2
Biological process (GO): regulation of gene expression
Cellular component (GO): nucleus; cytoplasm
Molecular function (GO): mRNA binding
Source: RefSeq, a predicted model, not a curated record
GUGCAGCUUCUUGUGUCGAACAAAGAUGCCGGCACAGUCAUCGGCAAAUCCGGCUCCACCAUCCAGAGCGUCCAGAGCCGUACAGGGUGCAAAAUUCGGAUCUCGAACAACAACGAUUUCUUUCCCGGGACACAGGAUCGCGUGCUGCUGAUAACAGGGACGACUGAAGCGGUCAUGAUGGGAGCCAAGGCCAUCAUCACGGAGCUGCUGGAGAACAAUCAUACAGGGGAGGAGAAUCCCGUGGACCCUGCGACUAAGGACGUGGUGAUCACAAUGCUGGUGCCGGAGAAGACGUCUGGUGUGAUCAUCGGGAAGGGGGGAGAGAACAUCAAGCACAUGAUCGAAGAGAGCGGCGCUAAGAUGAAGCUCAACUCCAAGGACACGAAGAUACCGGGACUGGAUGAGAGAGUGUUGACUUGCGAUGGGAAGCUGGCGAAUGCGAAGAGAGCUAUGGAGAUGGUGAUGGAGAAAGUGCUGGAGGAAGGAGCUGCAGGAUACACCAACAUCUCGACACAGUACAGUAGGGUAAGCGGGAUGGGAGGGAUGGGAGGGAUGGGAGGGAUGGGAGGGGGGAUACCAAGGACUUCCAACAUCUCGAACCCAACAGUUACGUACACUGUACACGUCCCUGACGAGGUGGUCCCAGCCCUGCUGGGGAAAGGGGGAUCGGUGAUCCGGGAGAUGAUGGAGGCGAGUGGAGCGCAGAUAAGAGUGUCGCAGAAAGGAGAGUUCGUACCAGGAACCAACCACAGGAUCAUUACAAUCACCGGCAACCAGCACUCUGCUUCCUACGCUCAUCAGCUUAUCUCAUCAAAGAUACCGCAGUAUUGA